AAAAAUCUCCUCUCCUUCCCCGUUGCUUACUAACUUCCUCUCCUGUACGUAUGUCUCUGCUAAUUCUUUCAACUUGACUCCAUCAAUGGAAGGAGCCAUCUUCCCGAACCGCCCCUCCUCCCCUCUCCAUCCAACCAAACCCCGCAAGAAAACAUCCACUCAACCUCCCCAACACCUAAAGUUCGGGCCUUCCCUUCCCCCUCCUCCCCCUCCUUCAUCUCCUUCACUGCCCAUCGACUCCCUUCUCCUCCUUCUCACCCAGCACAACCCACCUGCAUCUUCCUCCUCCACUUCCGCUGCUCCUGACCGCCGCCACCCACUAUUUUCUUCCAUUGAUGAACCGUUCACCGCACUUUCCAACGACCCCCGCCUUGCCUUCCUCUCCCCCAAAGCCAAUUUCUUUCUCGGUCGCAUCCUCUCCCAACCUCUCCCAUCGCUCCCCUCCUUCCUCUGCUCCUCCAAAGCUGACAUUCUCGCCGUCGACUCCGUCGGCCUUCUCAAAGCCCUCGACAUCGCCGGAGACUGGGAGCGCGCUCUUUUGCUCUUCCAAUGGCUAGCUACGGAUGCUAAAUCCAAGCUUGACUCUCCGGCCAUCGAGAUCAUUGUCCGGGUCCUCGGCCGCGAGUCACAGCACUCCCUUGCCUGCAAACUGUUCGACUCGAUCCCCCUGGAAAAGUACCUUAUCGAUAUCCGCGCUUACACCAGUCUCCUCCACGCCUAUUCCCGAUCAGGCAAGUUCCAGAGCGCCGUCGACUUGUUUGAGCAGAUUAAGAACAAGGAUCUUGUGCCCACUAUUGUCACCUACAACGUCAUGCUGGAUGUCUAUGGAAAGAUGGGCGGAUCAAGGACUCAAAUUUUACACCUUUUGGAUGAGAUGAGAGGCAGAGGUUUGGAAUUUGAUGAAUUCACUACGAGCACUGUUAUCGCCGCUUGUGGGAGAGAUGGGUUGGUCGAUGAGGCUGUGGAGUUUUUUCACCAAUUGAAGUCCCAGGGUUUUUCACCUGGGAUUGUUACUCACAAUGCUCUCCUUCAGGUUUUUGGGAAAGCUGGGAAUUUGCCACAGGCAUUGAGAGUUCUCAAGGACAUGGAAGAGAGUGGCUGCACUGCAGAUUCAGUAACGUACAAUGAGCUAGUUGCAACUUAUGUUAGAGCUGGGUUUUAUGAAGAGGGUGCUGCCUUGUUGGAUACAAUGGCCAGUAAAGGAAUCACUCCCAAUGCUGUUUCUUAUACCACAGUGAUCAAUGGCUAUGGAAAGGCUGGGAAGGAAGAUGAGGCAUUGAGUUUGUUCAGAAAAAUGAAGGAACUUGGCUGUGUUCCAAAUGUUUGUACCUACAAUACUAUCCUUGGAAUGCUUGCAAAAAAGUCGAGGAACUCAGAAAUGCUUGAUAUACUCUUUCAGAUGAGAUCUGAUGGCUGUGUUCCUAAUCGUAUCACCUGGAACACAAUGCUUGCUUUGUGUGGAAAGAGAGGCAUGGAGCACUUUAUCAACCAAGUGUUUGUCGAAAUGAAGAGUUGUGGUGUCGAACCAGAUCGUGAUACCUUUAAUACUAUGAUUUCUGCCUAUGGAAGGUCUGGCUCAGGCAAUCGAGCUUUGAAAUUGUAUGAGGAAAUGACUGAAGCUGGAUUUUGCCCUUCUCUUACAAGUUACAAUGCGCUGCUGAACGCAAUUGCUAGAAAAGGUGACUGGCUUGCUGCUGAAUCUGUUUUGGAUGAUAUGAAACACAAGGAAUGCAAACCUAAUGAACUUUCUUAUUCCUUACUCCUCCAAUCCUAUGCAAAGGCUAGACAUGUUGAAGGAAUAGCAGCAUUCGAGGAAAAAGUUUAUGCCGGCGAGAUAUUCCCAAGCUGGGUUGUUUUAAGAACACUCGUUAUUUCAAAUUUCAAAUGCAGAGAGUUGAAAGGGAUGGAGAGGGCUUUUGAAGAGGUUAAGAGGAAUGGUUAUAAACCUGAUCUUGUAAUUCUUAAUUCUAUGCUAGGCAUAUAUGCUAAAAAUGCAAUGUAUGAUCGAGCCCAUGAGAUGUUCCAUUUGAUCCAUCAGAGUGGGCUGAUGCCUGAUCUAAUCACACAUAACAGUUUGAUUGAUAUGUAUGCAAAGUGCGGUGAGUGUUGGAAGGCAGAAGAAGUUCUGAUAGGCAUUCAGAACGUGGGUCUGAAAGCUGAUGUUAUCUCCUACAAUACUGUAAUUAAUGGUUUUUGCAAGCAAGGACAAAUACAAGAGGCCAUGAGGAUAUUCUCAGAGAUGAUUGAAGCUGGGAUUCGACCAUGUAUAGUUACUUAUAAUACAUUCAUUGGUGCUUAUGCAAGCAGGGAGAUGUUCAGGGAGGCUGAGAAUGUGAUUAGUUAUAUGAUGAAUCAUGACUGCAGACCUAUUGAGUUAACUUAUAAGACAAUGAUUGAUGGUUACUGUAAAGCAAAAAGGUACAAUGACGCCAUGGAGUUUGUAAAUAAAAUUGCUGAAAUAGACCCUUCUUUUGAUGAGAGGUUGGUGCGAAAGCUGGCUCUCCGGUUAAAGGGCUAGUGAGUGUCACUGCACUAAAUUCCCUCUCUCUCUCUCUCUCUCUCUCUCUCUCUCUCUCUCUCUCUCGAUUUGUUUGAUUUUAUCCAGAAAAAGUUUACUAUAAUCUGGUGCUUCUAUCUUCUGUUUUCAUCUUUUGUUAAUUUUGGCUCUUUAAACAUCCUAUAAAUUGUUAGUUAUGUUAAUAUAAAUCUCAUAUGGUACAGCUAGAAUUCAACAUCAACCAGACAGUUAUCAAGAAA
Dendrobium catenatum is the source of this 2757-nucleotide messenger RNA. RefSeq names its product pentatricopeptide repeat-containing protein At2g18940, chloroplastic. Lineage: Eukaryota; Viridiplantae; Streptophyta; Magnoliopsida; Asparagales; Orchidaceae. The transcript has a single exon. Gene Ontology annotation, molecular function: protein binding. The record is from RefSeq and is a predicted model, not a curated record. Bases 86 to 2518 code for a protein of 810 amino acids.